AUGUAUCCUUCUCAUCUCCUCGGCCUCGUUGUCUGGACCUUUCUGACCUACCUGAGUGUCUCCUUCGGUCGUCCUCUUCAUAGCCUGGACCAGAUAACAGAUGUCUUAACUGGCCUCUCAAUCAAGGAGGAUGUUGUCCAGCCACGCCAGGCCCCGCCGGUCGUGGAGAUUGACUGUACCUCUACCUCUAGUGGUGGCGACAUUGAGGACAUCUGUAAUAUGGACUGCUAUGCGAUCCUCUGCCUCAAGAAGCCCUCGACUCUAACCCGUAACUCAAAUGGGAAAAGGCAUAACCGCCAAAUGAGUGGAGCGAAUGUCACACCAUUUUCGGGAAAUUCGCUAGCUCUCGCUAGCCGAGGAGUAACCCGUUUGAACGAUAGCACCAUUAGUGCAGAAGAGUUCCCAUUCGCGGCUACGGAUCAAGGAGGCUCUGGUAAUCCGAAUAAUGACAACACGCCUCAAAUACAGUGGGCGGUGGUCGGAGGAGUUGAGCGUGUCGCACAACUGCGGCAAGGAGGACGAUUAAAUGCGGAAUUCGAUAGGGCCCAGGUUAACAAUGGUGAAGAUUUUCAAAUUCGUUUCAAAUCUAAUGCGGAAUUCUGUGUGGCGCUCAAUAAAGAUCCCCCCGAUACGUCUGUCUGUCAAAAUUCCAACCCAAAGCCAGACUCGCCACUCGUGAGAGUGUUUUAUCGAUCAACGCCAGCGACGACAUAUGUUCAAUUCUUGCCGGCUCGACCGGGAGUCGGGAUAUAUAAAGACAUCUUGGGCUAG
Molecule: messenger RNA, 771 nt
Organism: Rhinocladiella mackenziei CBS 650.93
Lineage: Eukaryota; Fungi; Ascomycota; Eurotiomycetes; Chaetothyriales; Herpotrichiellaceae
Exons: 4
Coding region: 1-771 (256 amino acids)
Source: RefSeq, a predicted model, not a curated record